AUGGAUGACUACGAGAGCGAGAAGCUUGCGUUACGGCUCCAGUAUACCGACAUUUACACAACCUUGCAGUUGCUCCGCGUCGACCGUGACGCACUCGACCUCACAGAAGGCGAAAAGUCUCUCGCGAAGAGAAAGCGAGUGGACGAGGCCCUAAAUGACCGUGAGGUUGCUCUCAUUUCCCUUGAAACCGAGAUCGAGAGACAGGAGAGAAUCGCUGAAAAUAUCACAUUGGCUCUCAAAGUCAAUUUUGCCAUCGAAAUCAGCGAUGAUGAACUACCAGCAUUCGCAUCUAGCAAACGAAGCAAACGAAUCUCCCGCAACGGCCCGGAAGUAGUAUCCCUACUCGAUAUCGACGCCUUCGAUGACUCCGGGUCUGAAACUUCAAAUGUCCCGAGCCGGGCGUGUGGUCAUAGACUUGACCGGAAGCGAUGA
This is a messenger RNA of Penicillium cosmopolitanum, 432 nucleotides long. RefSeq lists its product as uncharacterized. The record is from RefSeq and is a predicted model, not a curated record. Bases 1 to 432 code for a protein of 143 amino acids. The transcript has a single exon. Lineage: Eukaryota; Fungi; Ascomycota; Eurotiomycetes; Eurotiales; Aspergillaceae.